Messenger RNA from Menidia menidia (Atlantic silverside), 4419 nucleotides. NCBI's taxonomy places the organism in Eukaryota, Metazoa, Chordata, Actinopteri, Atheriniformes, Atherinopsidae. The record is from the annotation of a GenBank genome assembly.
AUGAUGCUGAAGCUUUCGAGAGCCUUUUCCAGUUACCUGUGCUCCGGUCUUCCCCUGAGCUCGUUCACCCAUCACUUAAUCUCUCUUUCCCUGUCUCCUUGCAGCCACAAUGAGCGAAAGGUGACCUGCAAGCACCCGGUGUCCGGCAUCCCCUCCCAAGACAACUGCAUCUUUGUCGUAAAUGAACAUGUGAAUUGUGGAACGUUUGUCCAUGCCGACAAAGAGGCUCUCACCAGAGGCCUGUCUAAAAGCAAACAUCACAGCAUUUAUAAAGGGGCCGAGAUGAUGUGUGGAGCCGAACCGGUCGAAUGUCCGCUUGACCGAUCUCUCUCUCUGCCCAGGCCGGCUCCGAAGGCUUCGUCCGACCAGGGAAGCAGCACCGACAAGAAGGAACGUCCCACGAGCACCAUGAGUGAGGCCUCGAACUACACCGGCGGCUCCGAUUACAGCACCUUCCCGGGCAGCCCGGCCACCACCGUCACAACUGCCACAACCACGUCCACCUCCUCCGCAAGGCCAUCAAGGUCAUCUAAAAAAGUCCACAACUUUGGAAAGAGGUCCAAUUCCAUCAAGAGGAGCCUCGGUGCUCCUGUGAUCAAGAGCAACUGGCUCUACAAACAGGACAGCAGUGGCAUGAAGCUGUGGAAGAAGAGGUGGUUUGUUCUGUCUGACAUGUGCCUCUUCUACUAUCGCGAUGAGAAAGAGGACAACAUUCUGGGAAGCAUCCUGCUGCCCAGCUUUCACAUCUCGAUGUUGUCAGUGGACGACCACAUCAGCAGGAAGUAUGCCUUCAAGGCCACUCAUCCGAACAUGCGGACAUAUUACUUCUGCACCGACACAGCCAAAGAGAUGGAGUCCUGGAUGAAAGUCAUGACGGACGCUGCUCUUGUCCACACGGAACCUGUCAGGAGACUGGACAAGUUGAAAGUGGACCAGCGAACGCCUCAGGAGUUGAAUAACUUGCUCAACCACAGAGUGCUGACGCGGCCCGAGAUCCAAAACAACGAGCGUAACAGAGAGCCCGUGCGACAGAACUCCCUCUCGAGGGCCGACGACAAAUGGCAGAAAGACGGGGAGCAGCAAAACAGCCAGAGGGAGCGGGAGUACUACACCCUACAGAGAGACGGCGAGAGGUACUCGCUGAAGAAAGAUGGAGUCAGCUACAUGCUUCAAAAGGACGGAGAGAGGUAUCUUCUUCACAAAGAUGGAGAGCGGUAUCUAUUGCGACGAGAUGGGGAGAAGUACUCCCUGCAGAAAGACGGAGAGGUGUAUGCCAUUCACAGGGACCUGGAGAAAGUUCAGAAAGUGGACAACAAGUACACGGUGGCUCCGACUGAGGAGAAAUACGCUCCUUCUAAAGACCAAGAGAAGUACCUGCUCACAAAAGAUGGAGAAAAGUAUGCACUUCAGAAAGUGGGCGAUAGGCACACGCUCCAAAAAGACGGGCAAAAGUAUUUCCCCCAAAAGGAAGUAAAGAGGCAGCUUUCGCUAAAAGAGACGGACAGGUACAGCACGAUGAGGGAGAUGGGGAACAAGUACGGCACCAUCCACGUCGUGGACAAAUACGGUACGCUGAAGGAAGUGAGGAAGUACAGCACGCUACGAGAGGGGGAAAGGUACGCCGCCUUGACGGACGCCGAGAAGUACGCCACGAUCCGAGACGGGAGUAAGUACUGCUUCCAGAGAGACCCCAGCUCGGAGCGGCCUGUGGGUAAAAUCAGCAGCAUCAAGCUGCAGCCGGCCCAGGCCGCGGCCAUCGCGGCCGCCGUGUCGGCGUCGCGCCAGAACCAGGCCCACCUCCACCCCCAGAGGCCCGCGCAGGUCAGCGGCCCGGGCCCGGCGGAGCAACAACAGGGGGACGGCGCCCCGGCCAACGCGAACGUCUGUCCGGUCAAGGCUCCGGCCAAGCCGCCGGCCGUAGUCCAGGAGCCGGACAGUGGCCUGUCCAGGACGGGCUCCACACAGCAGCUGGAGCAUGUAACGUCCUACCAGACCUUGCCCAGGAACAUGCCUAGUCACCGUCCACACAUGGUGCCUCGCUACCCUGAAGGCUACCGGACGCUGCCGCGCAACGCGGUGAUGCGGCCCGACAGCAUCUCCAGCGUGGCCGGCUCCGUCUACGACCGGGCGCUCCGCCCGGUCUGCUCCGCCACCGUCAGCUCAGCGGAGAAGAGGAGGUCCAUGAGGGACGACACCAUGUGGCAGCUGUAUGAGUGGCAACAGAGGCAAGCCUUCUCCAGGCAGAGUCUGGCCCAACCGACAGCCGUGGGUCAUUAUGGCACCCUGCCGAACACAAAGACCAUGGGAAACAUCUCCGAACACACAAUGACGCAAUCCAUCCCGACCUCGCCGUCUCACGGAGCCCUGGCGCUCUACAGCACCUUCUCCCCUCCGCGCCAGCAGGUUGCUCACAACCCCAGCAGCACGCCGUCGGAGGUGUCCUCGCCAGUCCUCAGGGGGGACGGGACGUUGGAUCGCCGGCACAGGGCUCACGUCUCCAAGCAGUACGGAUACCCGUCUGACCGGCGUUCCAUAGCGGCCAGUGUCCCUCCUCAGACCAUCACCCCGCAGUCCCUGCAAGGCAAGACGCCUGAGGAGCUGACAUUGUUGCUGAUCAAGCUCCGCCGGCAGCAGGCGGAGCUCAACAGCCUGCGGGAGCACACAGUAGCUCAGCUAAUGGCCCUGGGUUUGGAGGGGCCCAACGCCAAGACAGAUGUUCUCUCUCACCACCUCCAGCGGAACCUUGUUUACCUUGACAGCCAGACGAAGGAGAAUGAACCUCUAAUCUUCAUGAUUCACACUAUGAUCGAGAACUCGGCGCCAAGGCCGCAACUCUACCAGCAACACACUUUGGAGACGGCCCUGCUGUCUGCGAGUCAGGAACUGAGCGAGCAGAGCGUCUCGGAUGCCGCGGCAACGCAAAGUCUGGUCCAGCAGAGAGACGUGCUGCAGAGCGGCCUGCUCAGCACCUGCAGAGAGCUGUCCCGAGUCAACACGGAGCUGGAGCGUUCCUGGAGGGAGUAUGACCGGUUGGAGGCAGAUGUCACUUUGGCCAAGUCCAACUUUCAGCGGCACAUCCAGAUCCAAAAGGAACUGUGGAGGAUCCAGGACGUGAUGGAGGCUCUGUCUAAAAAUAAACCCCAGCGGAGCACAGAAAGCAGUCUUCCAGGUAACAAGCCUCUCUCCAGCCAGCAGAAGAAUGAGGCAGUGACGAUGCUGCCCCUCAGUCCUCUAAAGGAGGGUAACAAUGUGCCCCCACGUCCGCCCCUCCCUCAGUACUACGACUCAACAGAGCUCCCUCUCCACGUGCCCCCCCUCCACUCACAUCCCGGCAGUCGGCCUCCCCACUCCCACCGUCCCGAAGAGCGCAAGGCCAGCUCCAGGAACGGAGCGCACUCUCAAAAUCCAGAUUAUCGGCUGUAUAAGAGUGAGCCUGAGCUUACCACAGUGAAGGAGGAAGUGGACGAGGCCAAUGGUGAGGACAAGACUGAGACAUCAGCCGAAAGUAAAGACACUACAACCUCAAAAGCAGCACCCCCUUACCCAGUGGGCAUUGUCCCUCCCAGGACCAAAUCCUCCAUGAAUCCUCCCGAGUCUUCCACCAUUGCUUCCUACGUCACCCUAAGAAAGACCAAGAAACCAGAACCCAGAUGUGAUCGUCCCAGGAGUGCAGUGGAUCAGAUGGGAUUCGGGGAGCGGGAGGUUGGCAGAACAAGGAUGAGCGUGGAGGAGCAGCUGGAGAGGAUAAGGAGAAACCAGGAGGCCUCGUCGCUCCGUGAGAAGAGGAGAGAAACCCCCUCUCGCUCACCCUCUUUCAACAAAGACAAACCCUUUCAUAUCCUGCAGAAUCGUACCCCGGCCGAAGGGUCCUGUCCGGAUCCCGUGGAGCUGGAGGCAGCCCUGCAGCAGCUGAAGGUGGCCGCCAUGACGCAAACCAGGGCAGAGGCAGAGGCUGCAGAAGCUCACGUAGAGGAAGCACCCUCCUCACCCCAGGGGAUGCAGAAUGCAGAGGAACAGGCAAAUUCCAAGUGUGAAGAGGUACAACAGAAGAGGGAAAAGCAGGCUGGGACCAACAGUAUAGACAAUGAGCCAUGCGAAAGCCGGAGGGUGGUGAUUCUGGACCUAGGCACGGAGCCACAGCGUGUGGAGAUUGUGAACUUCCAACCUUUUGUGGAUGACGAUGGCAGAGAGCCAGAUCUGACCAGCUCCCCCACGAACACCACCACUGAAAACAGCUUUCAGACACCAAGCCCCGAACCCAAGGAGGAGGAAAAGGACGUGAGCCAGCAAAUGAACCAACAGGAAAACCUGGAGAAGAGCCUGGAAUCAUAUAACCAUCUAACAACGGACAACAAGAAACACAAUAAUAAUAACAUGUUGGCCUCUCAGACAUUCACCUUGGUGAGCAGUGACACGUGA